Mucor mucedo is the source of this 1234-nucleotide messenger RNA. RefSeq names its product 3-isopropylmalate dehydrogenase. The transcript has 2 exons. Gene Ontology annotation, biological process: L-leucine biosynthetic process. NCBI's taxonomy places the organism in Eukaryota, Fungi, Mucoromycota, Mucoromycetes, Mucorales, Mucoraceae. Bases 19 to 1146 code for a protein of 375 amino acids. Gene Ontology annotation, cellular component: cytosol. The record is from RefSeq and is a predicted model, not a curated record. Gene Ontology annotation, molecular function: 3-isopropylmalate dehydrogenase activity; magnesium ion binding; NAD binding.
UCUCUUUAUAAAAAAAUCAUGUCUCCUCAAAAAAUCUCUAUUGUUUGUCUCGCUGGUGAUGGUGUUGGACCCGAGAUUGUUGCUGAAGCUGUCAAGAUCUUGCAAGUUGUUUCUGCUGAAAGAUCUCAAGCUCUCAAUGCCGUAUUUGAAUUCAAGAACGAAUUAAUUGGUUUGGCCGCCAUGGAAAAGACUGGUGAACCCCUUCCCGAUGUUUCUUUGGAAGCCUGUAGACAAGCAGAUGCCAUUCUUUUGGGUGCUGUCGGUGGUCUUCCUGGCGCUCAUGUGGGCUCUGGUCCUCGUCCUGAACAAGGUCUUUUGCGUCUCAGAAAGGAGUUGGAUCUUUACGCUAACUUGCGUCCUGUCUCCUUUGCUUCAGAAACUUUGACAGGUCUCUCUCCUUUAAAAGAUCACGUCGUCAAAGGUACUGACUUUGUAUUUGUACGUGAAUUGGUUGGUGGUAUCUACUUUGGUGAUCGUAAGGAAGCUGGUGAAGAUGGCAAAGCUUAUGAUACUCUUCCCUACUCUAGAGAAGAAGUUGAACGUGUCACCAGAUUAGCUGCCCUUUUGGCCAGAAAGCAAUCCCCUCCUGGUAAAAUUCACUCUGUUGAUAAGGCCAACGUUUUGGCUACAUCUCGUCUCUGGCGUAAGACUGUCACUGAUACCAUGGAUAGAGAGUUUUCUGAUUUGGAAUAUGAUCAUCAAUUGGUAGAUUCUUGUGCCAUGGCUAUGGUUCAACGUCCUACCAGUCUCAAUGGUGUUGUCUUAACCGAAAACAUGUUUGGUGAUAUUCUCUCUGACGAAGCUUCCGUCAUUGUUGGUUCUCUCGGUUUGUUACCCUCUGCCUCUCUUAGUGGUCUCCCCGAUGGUAAGGGUAAAUGUCUUGGUGUUUAUGAGCCCAUCCAUGGUUCUGCUCCUGAUAUCGCCGGUCAAGGUAUUGCUAACCCCAUUGCUACCAUCCUCAGUGCUGCUAUGUUGCUUAGAUACUCUCUUGGUUUUGAAACUGAAGCUCGUGCUGUUGAAGAAGCUGUGCGUAAGGUCUUGGAUUCUGGUUUCCAUACUCGUGAUCUUCAUGGUGACAAGUCUACCGUUGAAGUCGGUGACAAGGUUGCUGAAGAGUUAACUACCUUGUUAAAGGCACUUGCCUAAAAAAAAAACAAAAAACAAAAAAAAAAAUUACCCCUAUUACAUAAUAUCCAAUAGUCAUCAACAUUGUAUAAAAAAUUCCUUUUUCUCG